AAUUUCAGGAACGCUUUAUGGCUGUGGUGUAUUGUCAGCUUGAAGUAUUUUCUGUACUUCGCUCUUCAACAUUUCCGCUAUUUUUCUCAAGUACUACAAGGACUAUUACAAGUACUUCGAAUACCACCAAAAUUGUGAAGGAGAAUUUAAAUGUUGGUACAAUAGGUCACGUGGAUCAUGGAAAAACCACCUUAACUGCCGCUAUCACCAAAAUUCUAUCUAGUAGAGGGAAAACAAAGUUUGUCAAAUUCGAGGAAAUUGACAAAGCAAAAGAGGAGCAAAGACGGGGCAUAACCAUAAAUAUUGCACAUAUUGGUUAUGAAAGUGAUAUACGACGGUAUGCUCACACCGAUUGUCCCGGACAUAGCGAUUUCAUAAAAAAUAUGAUUUGUGGUGCAACACAGAUGGAUGUAGCCAUUUUAGUGAUUGCUGCAACCGAUGGAGUUAUGACACAAACAAAGGAGCAUCUUUUACUGGCUAAACAAGUUGGAGUUUCUAGCAUAAUUGUAUUUAUAAAUAAGGUGGAUUUGGUCGAUAAUGACGUCGUUACACUAGUGGAGAUUGAGGCACGAGAAUUGUUAGAGCACCAUGGUUACAAAGAUGAAUCAGUUAUUGUGGUGAAAGGGUCGGCACUGCAAGCUUUGCAAAAAAAUGAUGGAAAAUGCGUUGAAGAGUUAAUUUCGGCUUUGGAUAAGGCUCCUCUUCCGAAGAGGCUGCAAAAUGCACCGUUUCUGAUGCCUAUUGCUUCGCGAGUAUCAAUUACUGGGAGGGGAACUGUUGUCGUUGGAACGAUUGAACAAGGAAAAGUGAGGAAAGGUGAUAAAGUGGAAAUCAAAGGAGAAGGUCAAUGCAUUCAUUCCGUUGUUUCGGAUAUACAAAUUUUUAAAAAAAAUGUUCUUGAAGUUUGUGCUGGAGAUCACUGUGGCAUUUUGUGUCGUGGUGUUAAAGCGAAUGUAGUGAAAAGAGGUAUGUGGCUCGGAGCCGUAGAUGCAAUCACUACAUCAAACUUCUUCAAGGUUGAGUUGUAUUUAUUAUCUGAAAAGGAAGGUGGAAGGUGUUUGGCAGUACAUUCUGGUUUUACUGAAAAGGUAUUCUGUAGUACAUGGGAUCAGGCUGGCCGCAUACAUCUGGAAUCUGAUAUGCUAAUGCCUGGCGAACAUUGCCCAGCUUACCUUGUUCUGGUUAAAAAAAUGCCUGCGAUACAAUCAUUGCCUUUUACAAUACGAGAAGGCAGCAGAAAGACGAUUGCUCGUGGCAUAAUUCGAGAAGUUUUUCCUCCAAUUAAUUUAGAUUCCUUCAAGGAUAUCAAAGAUAAUGGACUUGAAAAAUUUGUCCCACAACAAUAAUGAUACUCCUUGUGGUAUUAUCACUAAAAGUAUCCACAGUUGAGAAAAGUAAAUGUGGAAUUUGUAUGAAAUUUGCGUGGUCUUUGAGGAUUCGAAAAUUUUAUCAUGUCAUGCCAAUGUUCCUUGAAUUCAUGCUAUCGAAAUGUCAAACAACUCAUUUUCGUUCCGAUAAUCUUUGAUAACCAUUAGCUCAUUUGAUGUCAUCAAUUAUCACUUCAAUAGUGGUUCAGUAUAUCUAAGCAUCAAUAACUUUUCAAGAAGAGGAUAUGGG
This is a messenger RNA of Loa loa (African eye worm), 1617 nucleotides long. Its product is annotated as elongation factor Tu domain-containing protein. The transcript is spliced from 8 exons. NCBI's taxonomy places the organism in Eukaryota, Metazoa, Nematoda, Chromadorea, Rhabditida, Onchocercidae. Gene Ontology annotation, molecular function: GTP binding; translation elongation factor activity; GTPase activity. Bases 18 to 1346 code for a protein of 442 amino acids. Gene Ontology annotation, cellular component: mitochondrion. The record is from RefSeq and is a predicted model, not a curated record. Gene Ontology annotation, biological process: mitochondrial translational elongation.